Messenger RNA from Parathielavia appendiculata, 2007 nucleotides. Its product is annotated as HET-domain-containing protein. The transcript has 2 exons. NCBI's taxonomy places the organism in Eukaryota, Fungi, Ascomycota, Sordariomycetes, Sordariales, Chaetomiaceae. The record is from RefSeq and is a predicted model, not a curated record. The coding region runs from base 1 to 2007 and encodes 668 amino acids.
AUGAGACUUCUCAGCACGCACACUCUCCAGCUGGAAGAGUUCAUCGGUGACACAGCGCCGGACUAUGCUAUCCUCUCUCACACAUGGGAAAAGGAGGAAGUCAUCUUCCCUGAUUUGGUCGGCGGUGACCUGGAUAAGGCUCGCUCAAAAGCUGGUUUCGCGAAGGUCCAAGGUGCAUGCGCCCUGGCCAGAAGACAAGACUACGACUACAUCUGGAUCGACACAUGUUGCAUCGACAAAUCCAGCAGCGCCGAACUGUCCGAGGCCAUCAACUCCAUGUACCGGUGGUACCGCAACUCGGCCGUCUGCUACGCCUACCUCAGUGACGUCCAUGCCGGUGGUAUUGGGACGCAAUUUGAAAAGACGCAACUCGAACGCAGCAGGUGGUUCGAGAGGGGAUGGACGCUGCAAGAGCUCAUCGCCCCGAACGAUGUUGAGUUCUACAACGCAGACUGGGGUCUUAUCGGCGAGAAGAAGGACCCACAGCUCCUCCCCAUCAUAUCCCGGGCCAGUCUUGUCGACGAGUGCGUCCUCGGUCUCGCCGUUGAGCUCCAGGACGUCAGCGUGGCCAAGAAGAUGUACUGGGCUUCGAGAAGGCGCACGACUCGAAAGGAGGACGGGGCCUAUUGCUUGAUGGGACUGUUCGAUGUCAACAUGCCCCUGCUCUACGGUGAGGGAGGAAAGGCCUUCGCCCGCCUGCAGCAGGAAAUCGCGAAAGCCACGGCCGACCAAUCCAUACUGGCAUGGUAUUGUAGUCCCUACGAUCGGUCGCAAUACUGGGUCGGCAAGAAGACUUUGCCAUCCUGUUUCGCCCCAUCCCCAAGGUGUUUUAGGAAGUCGGGGAGUAUCUCGCCACUCCGAGAAGCGCCUAUCACGAGGUCAAUCUUAGGCCACGUCAACUUGAUGACUAACUCCACUGCCUUCAUGGCCAUUAUUAAGGAGAAAACGAAAGGAGAUUCCCAGAUCGAAGUCAUCCUCCACUGCCAGAUAGGGCCGAUCCCCGGGACAUUUCCAACCAUCAUCCUGCGCCAACACUUGGGCAACCCGCGGCAUUACACUCGGCUUCUUUGUGACGGACUUGUGACUCAAAGUUCCCUGUACACCCCGGAAUCUCUUCUGGCCCAUCCCGGGGUCAACUGGGCCGAACGGCAGAUGAAGCCCCUAGGUUUUCGGGACAAGGAAUGGGGCAAGGGAAACCCUAGAGAGACAUUUCAAGUGAUCCUUGAAAGUGUCGCAAAUGAGAAGGUGUUUGAAGUCGAAUAUGUGACCAUCCCGCUCACGCUUCUUCACCGGGGCGGGUUCACCUCCGCGCCCGAGGAAUUUAUGGAGAUGCAGGGUGAUGGCCGGACGCCGAGAUACUACGCUCCCAUACACACGUUCUGGCUCCUGCCACUGGCAAUCGAAGGCUCGACAAUGACACUAUCGAUCGAAGAAGCCGCGCCCCUUAGGAGGUGGAACCGCGGCAACUGUCAGAUGAUAUUGAAUCUGGAUUACUGCAUGCCUGGGACUCCCGACCUACGCGAGCCGGUUCAUAUUAUGGCCGGAGUUGCCCGUAUCAGUGUCCAAAGUGCCGCCAAGGAAGCGAUUUCUGGGCGCCACCAGCGUUUCGGGACGGCGGUUGUUGCUUUUGGGCUCACACCAAGGGGCCACCUGUAUUCGAAACCUGGAUGGUGCGCCCUCGUCAACGGUGACGGUGUGUCUAACCUAGAAGGUUUCUAUGCAUCCAGACAGCUGGAUAUCCAGGACCCGGAACCGGACUCCUUGCUUGAUCUGGGCAACGGCGUCGUGCUCAAGGCGUCAUUCGUGCCAACAAAUGUUUCUGACAGACUGUUUGGGAUAGUCAAGCUUUUGGUUGCCACACAGGACAGUGAGAACAAGACGGUCGUUGAUGGCAGAAAGCAUGUCAUCAUUAAAGCUGAUGCAGACAUGAAUCAAACUAGGAAGGAUGGGAAUGGCGCUAACAGCAGGGAAAUGGUCGGAUCGCUUCUUCACUUUCUGAACCCCUGA